CUCAAAACAUAUCCAUAUCAUUCAUUUUUUGUAAAUACCCUCUUAACAACACCCCUCCUUCCUCUCCCCUUCCCGUUGCCCUUGACUCUCGGCCGGGUGGAUUAUUAUGCCUUAUUCCCGAGGCCGUGCAGAAUGCUGCGUUCCACCGAGUUUUUCCGCAGCAUCGAGUGCCCGUUUUACGGUGGCAUCUCCCCCUCUCCCCCCUGCACCGCGGGCGGAGGCUGUAACCGGCCCUAUUGUCACUUUAGGCACCGCAGCCAGAAGCCGAGGGAGAAGCCGCUGGGCGACGACCAGCCUCUAGCAGCCGACCGAGAACAUGGAUAUGAUCCAUAUAAUCCGGAACUUCCGAAGGGUUCAUCCAGAAAUGGAGAAGGGAUCUCGGGUGACCUUACAGAAUCUAGUACUCUAGAGUUGGAACUGGUCAACAAAGCCAUUGAGGCUGUUCAGAAUGAGGUUGAACGAGAACAGAAAAAACUGUCAAAGUAUGAGGAUCUUCUCGAUGAAAAAGAAGAAUAUGUCCUUUCAACGUCAUCUACACAAAAGACCGUCAGCAAAAUCAAGAAUUACUCAAAACCUUUAACUAAUGUAGAUAAAUUGAUAGAUUCUUUAGAAUAUAUUCCAAAUAAUUACCACCUAAAUAGUAAUGUAGAAUACACCCCUACUCCACUUUCUGUUAGUGCCUAUUCCAGUAAGUACACUUUGGAUACAGAUGAUGAAGGUGAUGCAAGAGGUAAUUCUUUGAAAUAUGUCCCAACGCUUGUGACGAAGCCAGUCAAAAAUGCUACUUCUGUAUCCGGUAAUAAAUAUGUGAUUGACAAUACCAAGCCAUGCACUGAUUUAGAGUAUGACCCUUUGCUGAAUUAUUCAGCCCGACUGAUCAAAAAAAGGACAAAGCAACAUGAGACCAAAAGGCCCAGAAGAGACGGCGCGGAAGAACCGUAUAUACCUACAGCAAAGAAACGUUGCCAUCGUUUGAACUUAAGCAGCGAUGAUGUGGAUGCGGAAUUCUCUGACUCUGAAGAUGAUCAAACUAAUGACCAUCAACAAAGUUGUGACAGGCAAAGGUCAGAUAUAUUGUCUCUGAAGGCAAAGGACUUGAACAAGCAGUCUGUGAAAAGGAUAACAAUUCAGUGUAACGUAGAAGAUGUUUGCAAUAUUCCUAGCAAACAAGAGGUGAAUAGAAGGAAACAGAAGAUGAAGAAAAACAUUCGUUCGUCUAAAUUUUCACAUUGUAGCAAGGAAGAACUUGAAGAACGAGAAUGUAAAGAGAAAAGGGAUAAACAAAGUGACCCAGAUGGUUCAAAGGUGAAGGCAAGAAAGGACAAAAUGCACAGUAUCAAAAUUAAAUCUUCACACUGCCCACAGCAAGUUGACAAAACCAGUAAAGUAAAAUGUGCAAAAGAAAGUUCAGAAAUUAAGCGAGAAAAACAAGGGGAGAAAUUAAAAAACAGUAAGAAUGGGGAUAGUACAUUUGUUGAAAAGAAACACAAAGGGUCUGAGAAAAAUGGGGUCAAAGAAGUAAAGCAUAAAAUUAAAUCUGAUAAAAGCCCUACUGGAAAGUUGGAUAAAACAAAUAUUAGCAAACUGAAUGGGGUAAAAAUUGAAAACCAAUCCAAGUCCAGAUCAACCAGUUUAUCAGAUAGUUCAAGAAAAAUCAAAUGUCAUGAUGGCAAAAUCAUAACUAGUCAGAAAAUUGACAAAAAUAAUGACAACAUAAAAUCCAAAGCUUUGAUACGUAAAAAUGUAACUCGUAUGGACAUUAAAAACAAAGAUAAGGAGUCAAAAUCUCUGAAAGAUAAAGCAAAACAUCGAGAAAGAAGAUUGAAACCAGCCUUAACAAAGCGAACACUCAGUCGCACAGACUUAUUUGGUGAUGAUAGUAGUAACGACGACGACACUGCUAAAGAUGGCACAGCUGUGAAUCAUGAGUCUGAUUCAGACAGUGACAGAAAUCCACAUAUCAACAGCUAUUCCAGUGAGGAUGAAACUGGGGACCAUAGUGAAGGGGCUUUCUCUUCUGAGGAUGAUAUCAACAUUCUCAGUCUAGAAAAGGAUUUUGAAUUUGAAUCUGAUCCCAUGGAGGAAUGUCUAAGGAUUUUUAAUGAAUCUAAAGAAGUGAAGAAUGAAGAUAAGGGCAGAGUUUCAAAACUGAUGGUACUGGAAAGUAAAGAAGAAAAUGAAUCUAAUUUAACUACACUAUUCCCAGGACAGAAAAGAAGAAUUUCACACAUUUCAAAGCAAGAAAAUCUAGAACCUGCCAAACCAGUUAUCCGUCCUUUUCGUAGAUUUACUGCCCAAGAGGUUUGUUAUCAGCGGGGUCUGAUGGCACAUCAACAAGCUGCACAGCAUGCAGAAGUAGAAAAAUCAGUCAGUGUAUCUUUCGUCAAACAAGGACUGAAGAAGAGAGUUGCACAUAUGCCAAAACCAGAGACGACAUCACCAGAUAAUCAAUCCCCUAUGAAGCAGAACACAGAGCCAAUAAAAAGAACUGCAUGUCCUAACAGCCCAAGAAGCAGCAGAAUUGGUUUAAAACCUCAAACUGCCAUUGGCAUGGCAUCAAAAACUGUAACAACUUUUGCACAGAAGAGGAUAGCUCAUACUCCAACUUUAAAGUCAAGCUUGAAGAGACCCACCAUUCCUACAGAAUAUGGGUCAAAAGUUCCAACUAACGUGAGGCAACGGUAUUUGAAUGUCUUCAUCGAUGAAUGCUUGAAAUUCUGUACAUCCGAACAAAUGGCCUUUGACAAGGCUUUGAGUGAAGAAAGUACAGUGUAUCAGCGAAGUACCAGUAGAACAGUGUACCUAAAUGUGGCUGUAAACACCUUAAAGAAGUUGAGGAGCCAAAGCAAUGGCAUGCCAUCACCUCCAAAACAAGCAGCUAAUGUAGACACAAAAAAGAAGAUGCAGUCACAUGAAGCAUUGCUUGGGGGAAGGUUAGCCAUGAAAACAAGUUUCACUCUGAAUCGAUCUGGAAAGCAGCAAGAUGUUGAACUCAAGGGUGCUUCGCUAUACAACAGGCUAAGUGAAUAUAUUUUAACCGAAGACCAAUUGCGAGAGAAUUGUUAUCCGAGGCCCCAUGCAGAGAAACCGGGUGUUGCAGUGCUUUAUAAUCAGAAUGAGAAAAAGAACAUCCUUGACCCUUCCUUAAGGAUCUGCUGCCGUUGUGGAGCUGAAUAUGCUGUUUCUGUUAGUGGGAACUGUAUACGGAAAGAAGAAUGCAACUACCACUGGGGACGGAUGCGUCGUCAAAAAGUACCUGGUGGUUGGGAAACACAAUACAACUGCUGUGCAGGAGCAAUAGGAUCUCCAGGCUGUCAGACAGCGAAGCAACAUGUUCAGGAUGGUCGCAAAGAAAACUUAGCUGGCUUUAUGAAGACCUUUGAAAAAGCAAUGCCACCAGAUGAAAACCCAGGGAUCUUUGCUCUAGAUUGUGAAAUGUGCUACACAAAGCAAGGUUUGGAGCUGAGCAGAUUGACUGUUGUAAACUCUGACCUAAAGGUGAUGUACGAUACAUUUGUCAAACCGGACAGUAAGGUUGUUGAUUAUAACACCAGAUUUUCUGGUGUAACAGAGGAGGAUAUGGCAAGCACAACAAUCACAAUCCGUGAUGUACAGGCAGUAUUACUGAAUAUGUUCAGUGCUGCCACCAUAUUAAUGGGGCACAGCUUGGAAAGUGAUUUAUUUGCACUAAAGCUUAUGCAUAGCACAGUGAUUGACACGGCGAUUGUGUUUCCACAUCGAUUGGGAUUGCCAUAUAAAAGAGCACUGAGAAAUUUGAUGGCAGACUACCUCAAACGCAUUAUCCAGGAUAACGUUGAAGGACAUGAUUCCAGUGAAGAUGCCAGUGCCUGUAUGGAACUAAUGAUCUGGAGAUUAAAAGAAGAUGCAAAACUGAGAAGAUGACAUCUCCUGUGUCCCUUCUUUUGUCAUGCACCUAGAGGACUGGAAUUGUCAACAAGAUUCACAGUGGAUUUGACAAGAUAGGGAUGUUAUGAUUCGUAGGAUAUUUGCAAAACUAAAGGCAAAGAUCGGCUGUUUUUUUAGAGAAAGAAACAGAUUGAUUCAAAAUUGCCUUUUUUGUUUACAGUAUUUAUUUGUUUUUGUACAUGUGGCAAUCUUUUCGGAAAAAUUGCUCCGUGUCCAUUGUAAAUGUCCAAAUACUGCAAUUUGACUUGGUAGCAUUAUGGCAUUUCUUUAAAAUGGCAUUCCAAGAAAUGCAGUCAUUCUUGCUGCAACUAUUGUGUAAGGAUAAGUGUAACUCAAAUGUGCAAAACCAGUGGCUUUUUAAAACUCUGAUUUAAGAAAGAAAAAUGGAUAUGCUUUCUCCUCCCUUUUCUGUUUCCGUUCAUCAGUUUUGUGGUUUCCAAUGCUGAAAAAUAAAUUAAAGGUAUGAUUAUUUUGUAUGUAGUGCCUGCUCAUAACUUUACCUAUUUGCUGUACAUGCCUUUUCAAAAAUGUACUUGUAAGAAAGGCAUGGUACGUUAUCUUCCAAGUCUAGUGUUGCAUUAUACUUCUGAAGUAGCAAUCUAUUGGAUUGUUCUUGAGAUGUCAUGUCCUCAUUUUCCCAUUAUCCACCAAGAAAUAGAAUACGUUAUCCUAUCGUUUUGGUUAAGCAUUAUUUCACCGCUCUUACGCCCUUUUAAUUGGCCAUGAGGGUCCAUUUUUAGAAAUUUAUAGACCAAGCAAGGCACACUGUCUCCCUUUUGCACUGGUUAACCUUUUAUUACUGCCCAAUUUCAUACUAAUAUUUAAAUAAUAUUGACUGAUAUUCUGACUUUGUUACGAUAUUGAUCUUUUGUCUGUAUUUUCUUUUUGUACUGUACUUUAUUUUUUAUCAUUUGCCAACUGUUGCAAUAGAAGUGGAAACGCUGGGAGCAUAUUUAGUGAACGCAUUCUUAAAAAUGUGCUGCAUUGCUUUGUCCCACGCACCUUUGAAAUGCACCCCACUCCCAUGCCAGUGCAUUUUAAAAAGGUUAAAUUAAAUAUAGGUGUUUAUACUGAAAAUAUUUGGCUGUUUUUUUUUAUAGCUAAAAUUUGUACAUCAAUGGAAUGUCCUUCUAAAAAAAAUACUGCUUUUAUUUGCAGAAUAUUUGAUUGGAUUUGCUUCAGAAAACUCUUAGGAUGGCACUAAGACACUUGCUAUAAUGAAAAUCCAAACAGCUGUAGUUGCACUUACAAAUAGUGUCUUGUGCAGUGCAUAUCCUGAUUGUUGCGAUUUAUAUCUUUUGUUUUUCCAGUUAAUUGUGUAAAUAUCUCUGUAUAUUGUUUACACCUAUACUUUAAUAUUGAAGAUUGAAAGUAGGUGACAACAGUUUGAAAGUAUCACUGGAUACUUUCAAGAUUGUUCUUGUAACUGCUAACAUUGUUGAUUUUAUGCAAGGGAGUCUUUUUCCUUCUAAAGACCAUUUAUAGUAAUUAUGGAUCUGCACGUCAAGAUAUGAAGACAAUCAUGAUGUUCCAGAUAGCUUGUGCCAUAUGGCAUAAAGGGCUGGUGUUGCUAAUGGAAUGUAAAACAAGGAAAAUUCAUGAGUUAAUAUUACUGUGGGCUACUUGAAAGUUCAGUUGAUUAGAACAUAGAACAGUAGAGCACAAGAACAGGCUUUCUGUCUACAAUGUCUGUGCCGAACCUAAAGAUAAACUAAUCUCCUCUGCCUGCACGUGAUCCAUAUCCCUCCAUUCCCUGCAUGUCCAUGUGCCUAUUUAAAAGCCUCAAAUGCCACGAUCACAUCUGCCUCCACUUCCAUCCCUGGUAGUGUGUUCCAGCCUCUCACCACCCUCAGUGUAAAAACAGAACUUGUCCUGCACAUCUCCUUUAAACUUUGCUCCUCUCACUUUAAAGUUGUCCUCUAGCCUUUGUGCAAUUAAUAAUCAGUGUAGGAUAGAACCAUACUGGAAAUGUUUUGUGAUUAGUUCGAGGUCAAAUUGAUGAACAGCAGUGAUUGAAAAUAUGAAUACUGCAGCUAAAAAAAUCAGCUAAUUUUUACUGCCCAUUCAAAAGCAGUCUAUGUAAAGGGGAAAUGGUGAAAAUCAAUGUGAGGUAUGGGAGAGCUGUCAGCAUAUUACGAUGCAAAAAUAAGCUGGAGAUUUCAGUUCAGAAAAUGUAACCAAAAGCUAGCAAAUAUACUGUCCAAGUUAUUCGGUGUUUGGAAUGAGCUGCUUAUAAAUAUUUUAUCAAUCUUAAAUAGUAAGGAGAAAGAUUUGUACUGAAUAUGUCGGUGAGAAAAAAAACCCUAUUAUUUUCAUGGAGCUCCUUCAUGGCUUGGAGAAAAGUGCCAUUUUCUGUGGUCCAAAACCAUACAGGAAUUUCUGUUUCCUGACCUCAGCAAUAGUUGAGACACCAUAAAUGGCCACUGCCUUUUCCUUAACCCUGCAUGCUCUAUCUGUCUUUGAAUGGUCAGUCUGCACUAGCUCUACUGCUAAGGGCAUGUUUGUAGUAAUGGCAUAAUUUGGCUUCUACUCGGGGAAUCUGGAAUUCACUCCAGAAGGAGUUGAGAAAGGAACCAAGGGGAGACUGUUCAUAUUUAAUUCAUUUGACUUUAUUGAAUGCAGUUUCAUUAUCUGAGCUUUAUCUCUUGUUUCAAAAAGGUAACAGAGGGGAUACUGAUAGAAUAACAAAUUCAGUUUUUAAUUACCUUUUCAGCCCUAUCAUAGCAAUAAUUGUCCAUCUUUUUUCUACCAAACCCCCCAGGUUUUAAUAUAGUGAGACAGUGAUUACUGUAGAAGACUAAGCCAUAUUCAGGGCACCCGACUCUGAAUCUCUUUCUCCAAUACUCGCUGUUUUAGCAAACCACCUUUCUUGAUCUUGGACUACUAAGAUCACCUCAUGAUGGCAGAACAGUUCGAGCAAGGACAAAACAAACACUGAUCUGCUGAAUUGCUCCCCUUGCUUGCUGUUGAAUAGCAAAGGAGGGAGGGUAGUGUUCGGGCAAUCCUACUUUCCUCUGAUUUUGGUUCAAAAUCUUUGAUUACUGGUAAGUCAAAAUGAAGAAAUAAGCACAUUUAGAAAGCAGUGUUGUAAUUAUUACCAAAAUUAGUAUGUUUGGAAGAGGAGAGAUUAUUUGUCAAGAUUGUCAAGUUUCUUUUUCUUAUGGUCUAAUAGCAAUAGCAGAUUAACAGGUUUUAUUUAAAAUGUACAAACAAAUUUGCAAACAUGACCUUUUGAGUAUUUUAAAAAAAUCCAAAUCACCACUUAAUAUCUUAAUCUAUUUAAUGUGCUGUGUAUUAUUUGUUUAUACCUUAAUAGAUGUAAAGUGCUAUAGUUCUUCCUCAGAAUAACUCAGUGAAUGUUGUGCAUUGUUCUGUGAACCAGAACAAUGUAGAACCUUUAAUGUUCCUUAAGAAUGAAAAAUAGUAAAUUUUGUAAAGCAAAAGUAUUAAAAAUAUGUUCAGUUCCUCAAUUUUUGUGGCUAUUCUCUGAACAGAAAAUAACUGCUAAUAAUUUGAAAAUAUUGAUCAAUUUAAGUAUAAUACUUAUCCAAUCGUGUACAUUGGGUAAAAAAAUAACCUUCUGUAGUGUAUAAAAUUACUAAGAACUGUGCGAACACAGAACAUAUACCGUAGUAAUUCACGUUCCUUGUUUUGCAAUAAACUUUUUUGUUAAAAAAGUGAAAAAUAAA
Molecule: messenger RNA, 7616 nt
Organism: Leucoraja erinaceus (little skate)
Lineage: Eukaryota; Metazoa; Chordata; Chondrichthyes; Rajiformes; Rajidae
Gene: rexo1
Product: REX1, RNA exonuclease 1 homolog
Exons: 16
Coding region: 133-3903 (1256 amino acids)
Cellular component (GO): nucleus
Molecular function (GO): exonuclease activity; nucleic acid binding
Source: RefSeq, a predicted model, not a curated record